AUGCGCCUUGAUUCCGAGACGACAAAACGGUCCCAGUCCCCCUCACAGACCUAUUCCAACGGCUCGACUCGCUCGCCUGGUUCGCGGGUGAGUCUGGGCAAGAUUGCGAACGGAAACUCCCACGUCAAGUCCGAGAGCAACGGCUCGGCGGCCUCAUAUACCAAUGGAAACGCACUCUCGAACGGCCGGCCGCCGCAGCUAGCGCCGUCGUUUUACGGCCAUGAUCGAGGGGAACUGACGCGGAUAUUGAUACAGAGCUUGACGGAUCUGGGAUAUCAUGGCGCCGCGGGCGCGUUGAGCCAGGAGAGUGGCUUCGAGGUUGAAGGGCCGACCGUUGCGGCGUUUCGGAGUGCAGUCCUACAAGGCGACUGGGCUGAAGCGGAGGCGUUAUUAUUUGGCACGCAUUCUUACGACAGCGGGGGUGGCGUGGGUCUAAGAAGUGGAGGGGCAGCUUUUGGGAACAAAUCACACGGAAAGGCGCCCCGAACAUCUUCGUGGUCGCCGUCACGGCAAACUGGCGGUUUAACGCUUGCGGAGGGUGCGAACGAGAACGAGAUGAAAUUCUGGAUGAGGCAGCAGAAAUAUCUCGAACUUCUCGAAACGCGGGAUCUAGGGAGCGCUCUAAUGGUUUUGAGGCAGGAAUUAACACCUCUACAUCAAGACGAGGGGAGGCUCCACGCCCUAUCAAGUCUCAUGAUGUGCCAAUCCGCCGAUGACCUCAAAUAUCAAGCCCAAUGGGAUGGUGCAGGAGGAGAGUCCAGAUCAAUACUUCUUUCAGAGCUUUCAAAGUCAAUAUCACCGAGCGUAAUGAUACCCGAACAUCGGCUAGCAAUCCUUCUAGAUCAGUUAAAAGACAGCUGGAUCUCGAAUUGUCUUUACCACAACACCGCUACUCCUCCUUCGUUGUAUGUCGAUCACACCUGCGAGCGCGAUGAUCUUCCCUUGAAGACAGUUCUAGAACUGCGGCAUCAUACCGACGAGGUGUGGUUCUUACGGUUCUCCCAUGAUGGGACUAAGCUAGCCACGACAAGCAAAGACGCUACCGUCAUCAUUUAUGAAACAACAACAUACAAAAUCCUUCAUAGGCUCACCGCCCAUGAGAGUGGCGUGUGCUAUGUUGCUUGGAGUCCGGAUGACAGCAAACUUAUCACGUGCGCACAAGCUCAGGAUAAUACUGCGCGGAUAUGGGACACUAAGAGUGGCAGGUUACUCACCACCAUCACCGAAUUCUCGUAUCCAGUCACGUCCGCAGCAUGGGCUCCUAACGGCGAGUCCUUUGUGGUCGGCUCCCAAGACACCGCUCACGGUCUCUGUCUCUGGAACGUGCAGGGCGACAAGCUCUACGAAUGGACCGAAGGCAGCCUCCGCGUCCACGACCUCGCCGUUUCCCCAGACGGCCAGCGCCUCGUCGUUCUCCUUGAGCACCGCAUCUUGGUAUAUGACUUCGUCACCCGUGAAAAGUUGUGUGAAUGGGCUCUCGACGACGUCAAAUUGACCUCAGUGAACAUCAGCCAGGACUCCCGCCACAUGCUCAUUAGCAUGAACGACAACAAGAUCCGACUUAUGGAUAUCGAUACCGGCGACGUGAGGCAGACGUUCACGGGGCAGACGCAGACGAUUUAUAUUAUCCGGAGUUCAUUUGGCGGCGCGAAUGAGAAUUUUGUGGUGUCGGGGAGUGAAGAUUCGCGAGUCUACAUCUGGCGAACAAACGGCCACCUCGUCGAGAAGCUAGACGCGCACCCAGGCGGCUGCGUCAAUGCGGUUGCGUGGCAUCCCACAGAUCCCAGGGUCUUUGCAUCAGCGGGCGAUGAUAAGAAAGUGAGAAUUUGGAAACCGUCCCCCUCCCAGCUACCAUCGAGUUCGAACGGGUAUGGACGGUAA
Mytilinidion resinicola is the source of this 1881-nucleotide messenger RNA. Its product is annotated as WD40 repeat-like protein. The record is from RefSeq and is a predicted model, not a curated record. Gene Ontology annotation, cellular component: GID complex. Gene Ontology annotation, biological process: proteasome-mediated ubiquitin-dependent protein catabolic process. Bases 1 to 1881 code for a protein of 626 amino acids. The transcript is spliced from 6 exons. Lineage: Eukaryota; Fungi; Ascomycota; Dothideomycetes; Mytilinidiales; Mytilinidiaceae. Gene Ontology annotation, molecular function: protein binding.